AUGCUGGUACUUUAUUCCCUUCUUCAUUGGAGGUAUUUGUACGUUGACCACUAUCUGAACCAAUCCUGUACAACAAAGACUGACAUCCCCUUUUUCAAACCUUCAGUCCAAAUCAUCGGAUACGUCUGCCGCGUCAUCGCCCGCAAUAACCUCUCCUCCGUGGGCAUAUACGCUAUGCAAUCGGUGUUGAUCCUUCUCGCACCCCCGCUAUACGCCGCAUCAAUCUACAUGGUUCUCGGUCGAACAGUCACGUACCUCAACGCCGAAAACCUCAGUCUCGUCCGCGUCCGCUGGAUGACCAAGAUCUUCGUUUCGGGCGACAUUUUCUCAUUCCUGCUUCAAGCCGCCGGCGGUGGUCUCAUGGCGUCGAGUAAGACGAGCACUCGUGAAACGGGUUCAAACGUCGUCAUUGGAGGUCUAGUCGUGCAGCUUCUUUUCUUCGGAUUUUUCGUCGUCGUCGCUGCUAUCUUCCACUAUCGCAUUGAAAAGAAUCCCACGUCCAAGUCUCAGAAUGAGAGGACUACCACGAGGGCUCAGGGCUGGCGUCAGCGCAACUGGAUGACCGUGUUGUUGGCCUUGUACGUUGUUAGUGCCCUGAUCUUGAUUCGGUGCAUUUUCCGCCUCGUCGAGUACAAGGGUGGGUUUAAUGGAUAUAUCAUGACGCAUGAGGCGUUUGGGUAUAUUUUCGAUGCGUUGUUGAUGUUCAUUGCCAUGGUUGUCAUGAAUGUGUAUCAUCCCGCAGUGAUUCUGGGGGAUGGAAAGGGCGGGGGUAUGCCAUACUCUGAGUACAGCGAGAAUGUUCGGUUGUAA
Penicillium brasilianum is the source of this 810-nucleotide messenger RNA. NCBI's taxonomy places the organism in Eukaryota, Fungi, Ascomycota, Eurotiomycetes, Eurotiales, Aspergillaceae. The record is from the annotation of a GenBank genome assembly.